Drosophila hydei is the source of this 3059-nucleotide messenger RNA. RefSeq names its product glutamyl aminopeptidase. The record is from RefSeq and is a predicted model, not a curated record. Bases 67 to 2934 code for a protein of 955 amino acids. Gene Ontology annotation, molecular function: metalloaminopeptidase activity; peptide binding; zinc ion binding. Gene Ontology annotation, cellular component: cytoplasm. The transcript is spliced from 7 exons. Gene Ontology annotation, biological process: peptide catabolic process; proteolysis. NCBI's taxonomy places the organism in Eukaryota, Metazoa, Arthropoda, Insecta, Diptera, Drosophilidae.
CGUAGUCAGCGCUUAGUUGCGAUUUGAGUGUCGCUCGUUUUGGAUUAGCCCGUACCGUCAACGAAUAUGAUAAUAACUGCUAAGUUGGUUAGCAUUUGCCUGGGCGUGGCCCUCACCGCCUUCACCGUCUCCACAAUUGUGCUGGCCGUGCAGAAGUCGAAUUUGAAGUCCGAUUUGCGCGAUGCACAGGAAAAAAUAGAUCUGCUCGAAGCUGGCUUUACGUCCACGACGGCCGUACCCAGUCCCACGAGUGAGAGCUCCACGAUCGCGCCGGAGACCACAGCAGCGCCGGAGAAAAUUGACUAUCGUCUGCCGACCGCCGUGAUACCCACAAACUACGAUCUCUAUUUGUAUCCGAAUAUUGAGACGGGCGAGUUUACGGGCGAGGAGACAAUCAACCUAACCGUGAACGCGCCCACGGACAAGAUAAUAUUGCACUCGCUUAACUUGACUAUCUCAAGUGCGCACAUCUAUCUGGCGACUGAGCCCACCACUUCGGUCAAGGAUUACGAGUUCGAUGCGCUUCGCGAGUUUCUCAUCAUCAAUUUGUCAGAAGAACUGAGCAAAGGCUCAACUGCAUUGCUCACUCUUCAGUUCUCGGGUAGUAUGGAAAACAAAAUUGUGGGUCUCUACAGCUCGUCCUAUGUGAAGGCCGAUGAGAGUCGCAAGAAGAUUGCCACCUCCAAGUUUGAGCCAACCUAUGCUCGCCAGGCGUUCCCCUGCUUCGAUGAGCCCGCCUUGAAGGCCACCUUUGAGAUAACAUUGGUACAUCCGAAGGGCGACAACUACCACUCGCUCUCCAACAUGAAUGUGGAGUCGCAGCAGGAGAAGGAUAGCUACACUGAGGUGCGAUUUGCCAAGAGCGUGCCCAUGAGCACUUACCUCGCUUGCUUCAUUGUCUCCGAUUUUGAGUCGAAGUCGGUGAAGAUCGAUACCAAGGGCAUUGGCGAGUCCUUCGAUAUGGCCGUCUAUGCGACACCCGAACAGAUCGAUAAGGUCGACUUUGCCACGACCGUGGGCAAGGGCGUCAUUGAGUACUACAUAGAUUAUUUCCAAAUUGAGUAUCCGUUGCCCAAGCUGGAUAUGGCUGCCAUACCCGAUUUCGUAUCGGGCGCCAUGGAGCACUGGGGUCUGGUCACCUAUCGGGAGACAUCGCUGCUCUACGAGGAGGCCACCAGCUCCACGGUGAAUAAGCAGCGCAUUGCCAGCGUCAUAGCCCACGAAUUUGCGCACAUGUGGUUCGGAAAUUUAGUUACUAUGCAUUGGUGGAAUGAUUUAUGGCUGAACGAGGGCUUCGCCAGCUUUAUUGAGUAUCUGGGCGUGAAUUCCGUCUUUCCCAAAUGGAAUAUGCGGGACCAAUUUAUUGUGAGCACUUUGCAUGCAGUAUUCAGCUUGGACAGCACUCUGGGCUCACAUCCCAUCAUUCAGAAGGUGGAGAAUCCCGAUCAGAUAACCGAGAUCUUUGACACCAUUACGUAUUCCAAAGGCUCCUCGCUGGUGCGCAUGUUGGAAGAUUUUCUGGGCGAGACAAUCUUUCGCCGGGCGGUUACCAAUUAUCUCAAUGAAUACAAAUACCAGAACGCCGUAACGGGCAACUUCUUUGCGGAGAUUGACAAAUUGGGGCUGGACUUUAAUGUGACGGACAUCAUGCUCACAUGGACGGUGCAGAUGGGUCUGCCGGUGGUCACGAUCGCCAAGGUGUCCGAUACUGAAUACAAAUUGACACAGAAACGUUUCUUGUCCAAUCCCAACGACUAUGACGCGGUGCACGAGCACUCGGAAUUCAAUUAUCGCUGGUCCAUACCCAUCACAUAUACAACCAGCAAAGAUCCCACGGUGAAACGCGAAUGGUUUUACCACGAUCAGAGCGAAAUCACUAUAACUUUGCCAAGUGCUGUGGAUUGGAUCAAGUUUAAUUACGAUCAGGUCGGCUAUUAUCGCGUCAACUAUGAUCAGUCUCUGUGGGCGUCGCUGGCUAAUCAGAUGGUGGCUAAGCCAGAGGCAUUCAGCGCCGGCGAUCGUGCCUCUCUGCUUAACGACGCCUUCGCCCUGGCCGAUGCCACCCAGCUGCCCUACGAGAUCGCCUUCGAUAUGACCAAAUAUUUAGAUAAGGAACUGGAGUAUGUGCCCUGGAGCGUGGCUGCCUCCAAGCUGACCUCGCUGAAGCGCACUCUCUUCUACACCAGCAGCUAUGCCAAGUUCAAGAAAUAUGCCACAGCUCUGAUUGAGCCCAUUUACACGUCGCUCACCUGGACGGUGGGAGAGGAUCAUUUGGAUAACCGCCUACGCGUGACCGCUUUGAGUGCUGCCUGUUCCUUGGGUCUGGAGUCCUGUUUGACAGAGGGCGGUCAGCAGUUCAAGUCCUGGCUUGCCACGCCCGAUAAGCGACCCAGUCCCGAUGUGCGCGAGACGGUCUACUACUAUGGCAUGCAGUCGGUGGGUAAUCAGGAGAUUUGGGAUGCAGUCUGGGAGCUGUUCAUCAAUGAGGCCGAUGCCAGCGAGAAAUCGAAGCUUAUGUAUGGCCUGGCCGCCGUGCAGGAGCCCUGGCUGCUGAGACGCUACAUUGAUCUGGCCUGGAAUGAGGAGUAUGUGCGCGGACAGGAUUACUUCACCUGCUUGACCUACAUCUCGGCCAAUCCCAUGGGCGAGUCGCUGGUGUGGGACUAUGUGCGCGAGUACUGGCCGCAGCUGGUGACCCGCUUUGGUCUGAACGAACGCUACUUGGGCAAUCUGAUACCAUCGAUAACGGCGCGGUUCCACACCCAAACCAAGCUGGAAGAAAUGGAACAGUUCUUUGCCAAGUAUCCAGAGGCCGGCGCGGGCACAGCAGCGCGUGUGCGUGCACUGGAGACGGUCAAGAACAACAUUGUGUGGCUGGCCGAAAAUCUCGAAAGCGUCGACGCCUGGCUGGAAAAGCAGCAGCGACUGAACUAGAUACGAGCACCGGGCAAACUAGGACAAUCGAAGUGGUCAAAGUCACAUCGAUUUUUUGACUCACUGAAUUGGCAUUGUAAAGAUUAGACAACUGUGGCGAAACCCACAAAUACAAAUAAAGAAAU